CACGCUGCGAUGAGGUGAAGCGGUUGUUUGCGUCUUGCUGGUUGUAAUUAGCUACCUGUAAAUUAAGGAUUUAACAGCCGCUACAUUGGAUUUACCGUGGUGUCCCCGGUUCGUAAACUACCCGCUAUCCCCUGACAUUACUGACACGCCGAGGGUUUAAUCCUCCGCUUCGCUUUCGGUGAGUUUAUCGCCAUGUUAUCAUCCGUUCCCACCAGGCUGUUUAUGCGAAGGUCGCGGAGCUUGUCGCCAUGCAACCGGGUCCUAACGAGCAGCUCCAGCGGGGCCCCGUGCCAGGGUGUCCGGGAGACAGCACCGGAGAACAACCGUAACCCCAUCGUGUCCACCUCCCGGGUCUCCAGGAGGGGCAUUUUGGCAGAGGAGACCCCUAAUACUAGCGUCACUCCGUCGGUGCAGUACCACCACCUCGCCCCUAGGUGGAUCUCCAAUCUGGAGAAUCGCCGUAGCUCCUGGGCGGCUCUGGCCGGCAGGGGGCGCCAUAACAACCAGUACUGGGAGGAGAGUGGGGAGCAGAGUGGAGGUGGAGGAGGUGAGGGCCGGGACAAAGGUACGAGAGCCAGCCGGGCAGGAGUGGCCUCUGCCGGCGUGCUGUCUGCUGCAGCCAUGGCUUUCUGCCUGAAGAAAGACUCAGAUAACAAAGGUGAUGCUCUGUUGGAGGCAGCAAGGACCAAUAACCCUCAAGAUGUGGCCAGGCUGUUAAAAGAGGGCGUGGACCCAAAUUAUCGCCACCGUCUGGGUUGGACCGCUCUCAUGGUGGCUUCCAUGAACCGACAGCACAGUGUGGUGAAGGUUCUGAUGGAAGCUGGUGCCGAUCCAAACGCCGGAGAUGACUUCAAUAACGUUUACGACACAUCACGGGAGAAAGGCAUCCACUCACUGGAAGUCCUGGUGUCCAGAGAGGAUGAAUUCAGCAGCAGGCUCAGCAGUAGGGCUGGUUUCCGCGGUUGCACAGCGCUUCACUAUGCCACACUGGCUGAUGACACACGCACCGUCAGCAUGCUGCUGGAUGCUGGUGCCAACCCCUUGCAGACCAAUGGUUUGGGACACACAGCACGGGCCUACGCUAAAGAGGGAGAAGUAGGCACACUACUGCAGGAGUGGGAGGGGAAGUUCCAGGAGGCACUGGCUCGGCGGGAGGCAGCAGAGAGGAGGAGGUUCCCCCUGGAGAAGAGGCUGAAGGAGCACAUCAUCGGACAGGAGGGGGCCAUCAAUACUGUGGCUUCAGCCAUCAGAAGGAAGGAAAACGGUUGGUACGAUGAAGAGCACCCUCUUGUAUUCCUCUUCCUCGGCUCAUCAGGAAUCGGAAAGACAGAGUUGGCCAAACAGGUGGCUCGCUACAUGCACAAGGACAUCAAAAAGGGUUUCAUCCGUAUGGACAUGUCCGAGUUUCAGGAAAAACACGAGGUGGCGAAGUUCAUUGGCUCUCCGCCGGGAUACGUUGGACACGAGGAAGGAGGUCAGCUGACCAAGCUGCUGAGGGCGUGUCCCAACGCUGUCGUCCUGUUUGAUGAAGUGGAUAAAGCUCACCCCGAUGUCCUCACUAUCAUGCUGCAGCUCUUUGAUGAGGGUCGCCUCACAGACGGUAAGGGAAAGACCAUCGAAUGUAAAGAUGCCUUAUUCAUCAUGACGUCUAAUGUUGCAAGUGACGAAAUCGCCCAGCAUGCACUUCAGCUCCGCCAGGAAGCCGAGGUGGUCAGCCGCAGGAAGCUGGCCGACAAACUCGAGGAUGUACAGAAAGGCGAUGACAUCCAAAUCUCCAGACAGUUUAAGGAAUCUGUGAUACGACCAAUCCUGAAGGCACAUUUCCGGAGGGACGAGUUUCUCGGUCGCAUCAAUGAAAUCGUAUACUUCCUGCCGUUCUGUCACUCCGAGCUGCUGCAGCUGGUCAGCAAAGAGCUCAACUUCUGGGCUAAGAAGGCCAAGCAGCGCCAUGACAUCACUCUUCAGUGGGAUCGUCCAGUCCUGGACCUGUUGGCGGGCGGUUACAACAUGCAUUAUGGAGCACGCUCCAUCAAACACGAGGUUGAGCGACGGGUUGUCAACCAGUUAGCUGCUGCGUAUGAGCAGGAGCUGCUGCCCAAAGGCUGCAUCCUGCGUCUUUCUGUCCAAUCACAGGACGAGGAGGAGCGGAGCACACCCAGUCUGCGCCUCGAAGUGGUAGGAGAGGACAGCUCAGCCAGAACGCUCGACAUCCGUCCACCACUCAGUCCUGAACACUAACACACACACACAGACACACACAAAGGAUCCACCCAGUUUCCACACACGCUAUCACUAUCAUCAUCAUCAUCAUCAUACAGAGUCAGGAGGAUGGAUGGUUCUUGAUGGAUGUUACCAAAUAAAAGUACCUCUGAUAAACACAUCACUGCCUCUCUUUUUCAGUACGCACAUGAAGUAUUUACAUGCCAACUCUUCCAUAAUAUGCAGUAUAACAUCUGCCUCAAACUUUAUGUUACAACAAACCUUUAAAUCAGUUUUUAUCACGAGCUCAGCAGAUAUAAAAGUUAAGCAUAUGAUGGUAAGUAAAAGUUAUAGCAUAGAGCAGCUUCAUCAUCAUGAAAUCACACAUUUCAUCAGUGGAGUGAAGCCAUCAUAUACAUAUAAAUAUACAGUAUAUAGAUCCAAUAACAGAUUUACUGCAUUAUGUUUGUGGUAAAAAAUUGUUGAUAAACUUAGCUGCCAUAAAGUGAUAGAUGAUGUUCACUCUAUGGAGUAGAAUAUCCAAAAGAGCCAAAAUAUUUAACAUUUAUAAAAUAUAUUUAUUUAUUUAUUUAUAGAUGCAGACAUGACUGAAAAUAGUGGUACACCUUUAAGAAAAACAGUUGUAUUGCAUUGUCUGUAUUAAGUUAAAGUGACAGAAGUAUAUGAUAUCCUUUAUUUCAUUUGCAUUAAAUAUAACUGAAACUUUACUUUUGAUUUAUAACAUGGCCUAAAAUAUUGGUACCCUUCACUUACAUUUUUGUAGCUCAACCUUUGGAGGCAAUAAGUGCAGUCGAGCUCUUUCUGUAGCUUUGAAUAAGGUUUCUGCACUUCUACACUGGUAGUUUGACACACUCUUCAUGAGCAAACUGCUCCAGUUUUCUAAGGUUUGAUAGAUGCCGUCUCCCAAAUGCAAGUUUCAGGUCUUUCCACAGAUGUUAAAUUUUCUUUUCAUCCACUCUUGAGUGGUUUUUGACGCAUGUUUGGGAUCAUUAUCCUGCUUGAAGACCCAUGACCUACGACUAACACACAGCUUUCUGACACUGGGCUUUAUGUUACACCUUUGAUAGUCUUAUGAUGUAACUGUUCCCUGCAAGACAACCCCAAAAACAUCACUGAGCCUCUUAAGUGUUUCACAGUCGGCUUGGUGUUCUUUUCUUUGAAAGCUUCAUCUUUCCUUCUGUAAUUAGGGACUAACUUUGUUUCACAUUCUCCCAGAAGGACGGUCGCUCUUCAACAUGCAUAUAAAAGCAAAGUCCAGUCUGGUGUAUUUUUGUGUCUCCCUCUUAGAAGUGGGAUGGAGCACAUUUUCACUCUGAUAGCGACAGAUGGCGCGACUUGAAACUAUUGGACCUGUAUUGAAGUUUUGUUUGCUUCUUUCUUGACCAUUUGCACAGUCCUUUUGUUGAGUCUCGGGCCAGUUUUCCUCUUGCGACCGCGUCCAGAGAUGUUGGCUACAGUUCUCUGGUCCUUAAACUUCUUAAUAAAGUUGGCAACAGUGGUCACAGGAACAUCAAAGCUCUUUGGAGAUGAUCUUAUAACCUUUACCUUUAUGACCACUCUCUAGCUUUUCUUCUGUUUUCCAGUGAUUAUAAGACUGAAAACACAAUAUUCUACACAUCAGUUUUUUCUUACUACUUCUAAAAGGGUACCAAUAAUUUCAGCCACGUCUGUACAUGUAUGUGCAGUACUUGCAGUGAACAGUUGAAUACCUGAAAUUGAAAGUAUUAAUCACAAUUUAGAGGCCAAUUCAGCCGCUGAUGGAUUUGCCAGAGAAAAAUAUUAAUCGUAAAACUUUUAAAAUAGUGAUUUUAAUUCAUGUGUAAGUUUUGCCAGAGUUGGACAGAUAAAAAUCGUUUUAAAUGAAGAAAUAAGAUGAGUUACUGAUGAAAGAUAUUGUGAUAUUUCCUCUGAUUGUUACCUGUGUUCACUUUAAUGCACUUGUGGAGAAAACCCCUCACCAGCAGAUACACUGUGAUAAAAUAUAUGUAAACACAACCUGCUUAUUCAUUACAUUUCAGCCAAGAAUGUGUUAGUGGAGAAAUCCCAAGUAAAAAUGUAUAGCAGUCUCAUUUGAAUGAUGGUUAAUAUAACUGCCUUGUGAAUUGUUCCUGUUGAUGCAUGCUAAUGUCAAAGAGUCUCGUCCGUCACGACAACGUUCUCCGGCUCUGUACAGUGUUGUGUGUCUGUCUGAUGUUCAGAGAAAAUUAAAGAGACGUAAAGGAAUAAUAUUCUAUGUGUUGUGUCAUAAAUGUUUUAACAGCAUGUUGACAAGGCGCCAAAUGUAAUCCAGCGUCAUUUUUCAUUCUUG
Scomber scombrus (Atlantic mackerel) is the source of this 4528-nucleotide messenger RNA. RefSeq names its product ClpB family mitochondrial disaggregase (gene clpb). Gene Ontology annotation, molecular function: ATP hydrolysis activity; ATP binding; protein binding. The record is from RefSeq and is a predicted model, not a curated record. The transcript is spliced from 16 exons. Gene Ontology annotation, cellular component: mitochondrion; cytoplasm. Gene Ontology annotation, biological process: cellular response to heat. The coding region runs from base 193 to 2238 and encodes 681 amino acids. Lineage: Eukaryota; Metazoa; Chordata; Actinopteri; Scombriformes; Scombridae.